Argentina anserina (silverweed cinquefoil) is the source of this 3075-nucleotide messenger RNA. Its product is annotated as LEAF RUST 10 DISEASE-RESISTANCE LOCUS RECEPTOR-LIKE PROTEIN KINASE-like 1.2. The record is from RefSeq and is a predicted model, not a curated record. Lineage: Eukaryota; Viridiplantae; Streptophyta; Magnoliopsida; Rosales; Rosaceae. The transcript is spliced from 4 exons. Gene Ontology annotation, biological process: protein phosphorylation. Bases 842 to 2800 code for a protein of 652 amino acids. Gene Ontology annotation, molecular function: ATP binding; polysaccharide binding; protein kinase activity.
UACGGGUCUUUUAGGGUUUAUACAGUUAUGUUACCAAAACUAUGACGUUAGUUAGCUUUGUCUUAGGAUGCACAAUUUAACUGUUUAAGUAUAAUAAAUAACUUUAUUUAAUUAGGCUUUCUAAGAUAUCUAACAAGUAACAAACAUGGACAUUUCGUUGAACUGUUUAAGAGUACAAAGACACGAGAAAAGUGUGUGACUGGUAAUCACCUUAAUUUUUCUAGUCAACGGUCAACGGAGGAGAAGCUUUCAAAUGGUCUCUUGAACCUUAGUGAAGAGUUCACACUUGAUUGGGACCUUUAACUUGGGCCCUUGUAUACAGUACAUUUAACCCACCCAACCCCGGCCCAACUUGUCGUUCUGUGUUCUUGAACAUUUACGAUAACAAUUCUAGCACAAGCAUUCGAUUUUGUGCCUCAAUCAUCCAUUCUUGGAUUACCAAUUUUCCUCAGGGUAUUCCCUUACUCCCUUUUCUACACUUUCGGUUUAACCAACCACAACUCACAACGCCAAGUCGUCCACCCAAUACACAUCUCACCGUCACUCGAUUGUAUACCUCAAAAUAAGAUGAACUGAUUGCCAUACUUUGGUCCUCUUUUGGCCUGGUUCCUUCUAAUCAUUAUCGGCCUCGUUGCUCAUCCUUUGUCAUACCAAACGUCACUUAAAUCUUUGCUGUUGCUUAAUCCUUUGUUCUUCGUUUUCAAACUCUAAAUAGACAAAAGCUAGAUAUAUCAUACCUACUACCAAGAAAAUUUUGCCACUAUAUGCUAACUUGCUCACCUUCCCUUCCACAAAUUCACUACGUGCUUUCUUUCCUCUUUGUUUUCUCUGUUUCUGGAUCAUGCACCCCAAAAUGAAUCACUUCCAGUUAUGUGUUUUUUGUAUCAUCUUCACAACCUUGGUCAGUCGAGCCUUUUCUGUAGACUCGAGCUACUAUGAAGCUUGCAAGCCUCAGACAUGUGGGAAUGGUCCGAAUAUAAGCUACCCUUUUUGGCUUUCGGAUCAACAAGAAUCCUACUGUGGCUAUCCUAGUUUCAAGCUAGUCUGCAAGGACAAAAAUCCAGUACUUACUAUUUCCGACUUUGAUUAUAUCAUCAAAGAAAUCUUUUACUCAAACCAUUCGUUUCUCGUAGCUAACUCUGUUGUCUAUGAAGAUGAAUGUCCUCUCCCUCUACAUAACAUCAGCCUUGAUAGAACACCUUUCAAUUAUAGUUCCAAUAGUCUUGAUUUUUCCUUGUUCUACAACUGCUCACAAGAACCAGCUGCAGACUAUUACAUGCUUAUAUACCCUAUUAGCUGUGCUAGCAGUUCCACCUCUCAUUAUUUUGCUACUAUUCACAAAGAGGUGCUGAAGAACAUGAACCGUACAUUAUUAGACUCCUGUGAGUCAUCUGUUGAUGCACCGGUGGAUUAUAUUGAGGCUGCUGGUGUGCAUACCAUGUUGAAGAUGAGCUAUAUUGAUAUCUUGAAGAUGGGGUUCCUUUUGAAUUGGACUGCAAAAAAUUGCAGCAAUUGUGAGAGGAGUGGUGGGCGCUGUGGAUUCGAUCACAAUGAGUUUAUCUGUUUUUGCAGCGAUAGGUCUCAUGACAAAACCUGUGAUGAUGACUCUAAAUUCAACUUGAAACGGAAGAUUGUCAUAGGUGUUUGCUCGGUUAUUGGAACUAUUGCUAUAAUGUCCUCCAUUUUCUUUAUAUGGCAACGCCGCAACAAAAAUCUAAUUGGUCCAUCCUCCUAUGCAUCUCGAAGCAUAUUUUCUAAAAGCUAUUCCAGAAGUGAUGCUGAGAAGGGAAGUGCGUACCUUGGCGUUCAUGUCUUCACCUACAAGGAACUUGCACAAGCAACAAACAAUUUCGAUUCAUCAAAAGAACUUGGUGAUGGAGGGUUUUGCACAGUGUACUAUGGAAAAGUCCGUGAUGGGCGAUCAGUUGCUGUCAAGCGUCUAUAUGAAACCAAUGACAAAAGAGUUGAGCAGUUCAUGAAUGAAAUUGAAAUUUUAGCUCGCCUUCGCCACCAAAACCUUGUCUUACUAUAUGGAUGCACAUCUCAUCACAGCCGUGAACUCCUCCUUGUAUAUGAAUAUGUUCCUAAUGGAACUCUUGCUGACCAUCUUCAUGGUGGAAAAGCAAAACCUGGUGCACUGCCAUGGCGUACUCGAAUCAACAUUGCUGUAGAAACUGCAACUGCAUUGUCCUAUCUUCAUGCGUCUGAGAUUAUCCACCGAGAUGUGAAAACCACUAACAUUCUCCUUGACAACAAUUUUUGUGUCAAAGUAGCAGAUUUUGGACUAUCUCGUCUCUUCCCAACAGAUGUCACUCAUAUCUCUACUGCUCCCCAAGGAACUCCAGGUUAUGUCGAUCCGGAUUAUAACCAAUGCUACCAGCUUACUACCAAGAGUGAUGUCUAUAGCUUCGGAGUAGUCUUGGUUGAACUCAUAUCAUCCUUGCCUGCUGUUGAUAUCACAAGGUGUCGGCAUGAGAUCAAUUUGUCGAAUAUGGCCAUUAACAAGAUUCAGAAACAUGCAUUGCAUGAGCUUGUGGAUCCAUCCCUGGGGUAUGAAUCAGACUUUAGAGUACGAAAAAUGAUCAAUGCAGUGGCAGAAUUAGCAUUUCAGUGCCUGCAAAUUGAGACCGAGAUGCGACCUUCUAUGGUUGAUGUGGAAAACGAACUGAAGAGGAUACAGAGUGAUGAUUUUAGCAAAGAAAAGGCAGAGGAAAUUGAUAUUUCAGCUGACGAAGUUCUGCUGCUAAAAAGUGGUCAUCUGCUACCUUCACCAGAUUCUGUAACAUUAAAAUUGGGUUAGCACGUUUCAACACCAAAUGAUACCACUGGUUAAAUGUUUCCUUCUAGUUCUCUAUGAAAUCAUUAUCAUUCUCCUUUCAUCUAUUAAACAUGUGAUUUGAUGAAUGAGAUGUAAAUAUUUGUUUGAAUUUUCGACUGGCUAAUGUGUGCAAGAUCUGAAGAGGUGUGCUAAGGUCAAUGUAUAGCGGAGUUAGGCUACAUGACUAAUCUGUAUUGUUUGAACUUUCGACCGGCUAAUAUUUGUAAAAUAUUCGUUGCUUUAUUUGUUAUACAAGU